UCUGACAUAUAAGAUCGCCAGCCUUUCCUUCACCGUCAGCCGUCGCUCAUUGCGUAUCGUCGUCUUCUUCACAGGUAUAGGGCAAAAGGCUUAGUCAACAGGAGAAGAUGGCAAGUGAAGAUGUUGUUGCAGAGACACCUGCUGCUCCUGCCCUGGGUGAGCCCAUGGAUGCAAUGACGGCAUUGCAGCUUGUGCUGAGGAAAUCCCUUGCUCACGGUGGGCUGGCUCGAGGCCUUCAUGAAGGUGCUAAGGUGAUUGAGAAACAUGCAGCCCAACUAUGUGUGCUGGCCGAGGACUGUGAUCAGCCUGACUAUGUUAAAUUGGUCAAAGCACUUUGUAAUGAUCACAAUGUCAAUCUGAUUACAGUUCCUAGUGCAAAGACCCUUGGUGAAUGGUCUGGUCUGUGCAAGAUUGAUUCCGAGGGCAAAGCUAGGAAGGUUGUUGGAUGCUCUUGUGUUGUUGUAAAGGAUUUUGGAGAGGAGACUGAAGGCCUCCAUGUUGUUCAAGACUAUGUGAAAACUCACUAAGUGCUUAGCAAUAUGAUUGUGUUCUUGCAGUUUUAUCUUUAGUGAUUUGGGUUUAGCUUGUUUUGAAAACACUUAAAAGUUUUUGAUAGUUCAAGAAUCAAUGUGGUGGAUAUUUACGAGUUUUAAAAUUAAAAAUUGUUUCCUAUGUUCAUGUUUA
Molecule: messenger RNA, 684 nt
Organism: Ipomoea triloba (trilobed morning glory)
Lineage: Eukaryota; Viridiplantae; Streptophyta; Magnoliopsida; Solanales; Convolvulaceae
Product: 40S ribosomal protein S12-like
Exons: 5
Coding region: 108-527 (139 amino acids)
Biological process (GO): translation
Cellular component (GO): ribosome; cytosolic small ribosomal subunit
Molecular function (GO): structural constituent of ribosome
Source: RefSeq, a predicted model, not a curated record